This is a messenger RNA of Clarias gariepinus (North African catfish), 1218 nucleotides long. It is a transcript of the gene timm17a, whose product is annotated as translocase of inner mitochondrial membrane 17 homolog A (yeast). Gene Ontology annotation, cellular component: TIM23 mitochondrial import inner membrane translocase complex; mitochondrial inner membrane. NCBI's taxonomy places the organism in Eukaryota, Metazoa, Chordata, Actinopteri, Siluriformes, Clariidae. Gene Ontology annotation, molecular function: transmembrane protein transporter activity. The transcript is spliced from 6 exons. Gene Ontology annotation, biological process: protein import into mitochondrial matrix. The record is from RefSeq and is a predicted model, not a curated record. Bases 96 to 596 code for a protein of 166 amino acids.
UGACGUAUCACAGCGCCGGCCCGAAGCUAGCAGCGCGGAAUCUACGUAUUGAUUGCUGUGGCUGCAUUGCGUCAUUGAGAAAGGAAAAGAACAAAAUGGAGGAAUACGCAAGGGAGCCGUGCCCCUGGCGGAUAGUGGAUGACUGUGGGGGUGCUUUCACCAUGGGAGCCAUAGGUGGAGGAAUCUUUCAGGCUGUCAAAGGCUUUAGAAACUCACCGUCUGGUAUGAAUCACAGGCUGAGAGGAAGCUUGACGGCCAUCAAGACCAGGGCUCCACAAUUAGGAGGAAGCUUCGCUGUAUGGGGUGGACUUUUCUCAAUGAUUGACUGCGGCUUAGUAAAAGUGCGCGGAAAAGAGGACCCGUGGAAUUCAAUAACUAGUGGUGCCAUGACGGGUGCUAUUCUUGCUGCAAGAAACGGGCCUGUAGCUAUGGUUGGUUCUGCAGCUAUGGGCGGCAUACUGUUAGCUUUAAUAGAAGGUGCUGGAAUCCUACUCACAAGGUUUGCUUCAUCACAACUCCCAACUGGUCCACAAUUUGCAGAAGAAGCACCCUCAAUGUCUGCCCCAUCCUUUGGUGACUAUAGACAGUACCAGUGAACAGCCACUAGCCAUUUUAAUAUUACAUGAACUCAUAAGGAAUUAAAAAUACAUUGGGCACGGAUGGAACUUAUUCACCUAAGAAGAAUCCGCCAAUGAAGUCCACCUGUAAAAAUAAUUGUUGGCAAACAAAAAAAAAAAAAAAAAGAAAUGCCUUCUCCACUGGGUCUCCUGUAGUACAGACUUUCACAUUUUCAGGCAGUGUUUUUUUUUUUCUUUCUAUUUAAAUCCAUGCUCUUUUUCCUUACACAUAAGCAGAUACCUCUUUGUGUUUACUGAUAGUGGUUUUUGUUUUUCAUCAUUCUUCUAGUAACAAAUAAAGACGAGUAUCUGGAGAUAUAGGCGUUCAAGAAAACUUAAGUUUAUUAAAGUUUACUGUUUGUCUUGAUGUGUGAAAAUAAGCGUCUUUGCCUGUUCGUAGAUGUUGAAUGUACUGUAUGCACUUGUAAAAUAUUUUGUGGACUAGCCCUCCUGGAGAACAUUACCCUCUGAACAUAUCUAUUAAAAUCCAUUUUUUUAAAGAUAUUUCUUGUGUUAAGAACUCAAAUUGACACAGCGUAGAAUGUAGGUCAGAGUAAAACUGAUAGUUUAUCGAAUUAAACCAUUGUUGCUGUGGUUGUUA